Molecule: messenger RNA, 7963 nt
Organism: Mizuhopecten yessoensis (Yesso scallop)
Lineage: Eukaryota; Metazoa; Mollusca; Bivalvia; Pectinida; Pectinidae
Exons: 25
Coding region: 331-5436 (1701 amino acids)
Biological process (GO): signal transduction
Cellular component (GO): cytoskeleton
Molecular function (GO): protein binding
Source: RefSeq, a predicted model, not a curated record
UUCACACACGAGUUCAUUCAAGCUGUCAACAAACCACGAGGAAUGUCGACUGAGAGUGACAAGCCUUAAAAUGUCGGACGCUACCUCGACUGUCUCGCGGACUCCAUAACGACCGGAAUCAGUCAUGUCUCUCACUUAAGUGGACGAGCCAGUUCAACUGAUGUAGGACUUUGCGGACCAACGUUUCAUUUGUGUAGUGUGUUCUGGUUUGUUGAGAAAAAAUAACUAGAGACAAAUGGAAAUUAAUUAAACAUAACGAGCUGAUGGUGGCAUUAUCGUUGUUGUGUGGAUUACUAUUGGGCCGGGUGUUGUGUUGCCACAGAGGCCACAAUGGCCAACAUCAACCUGCUCAGUCGCAUUAACAACGGUCUGCCGGAAGGUUGGGAGGCAAAGCUGACUGUUGACCACGGCAGAAUCUACUACAUAGAUCAUGGUAACCAAGUGUCAUCAUGGGUACCCCCUCUGGACAACUGGGACCCUGGAGCUCUGGGACUGCCUUAUGGCUGGGAAUGUGCAAUGGACAAAAACGACAAGCCAUACUACAUCAACCAUGUAGACAAGUACACAACACGCGAUGACCCCCGAGAUGACCCUGACUAUGUAGAACCACCCAAACCUCGAGAGAUUGAACUGUCACGUGACUCACAGAAAGGAUUUGGCUUUGUGGCGGGGAGCGAGAAACCUGUUGUUGUACGCUUUGUGACUGAAGGCGGUCCAAGUGUGGACAAACUGUUGCCAGGUGAUCAGAUCAUCAAAAUUAAUGGCGAGGAUGUGAAGAAGGCACCACGACAAUAUGUCAUCGAUCUGGUCAGAUCAUGUCGGGAAACAAUGACUUUGACUGUAUGUCAGCCAUACUCUGACAAUGGGGAUGAUCAGUCUACAAGGAAGUCCGCUCUACUCACCGCAGCCAAAAAGGCCAAACUGAAAAACAACCCGUCUCGUGUGCGAUUUGCUGAGUCUGUCACUGUUACCCUGGUGAAUGGGAUGCAGAGUCCCUCCCCUGAUGAGAGCUACGUGCCUUUCAUGCCUAAUGUCCUCAAAGUGUUCUUGGAAAAUGGUCAGACAAAAUCGUUCAAAUAUGACAACAAAACAACUGUAAAGGAUGUGGCCAAUUCGCUGCAGGAGAAGCUUGGUAUCAAGAGUGUCAAAUAUUUCAACUUGGUCCUGCAAAACAUGAAAAGUCAUAUACCUGGCCGACUAACCCUUCUUCAGGACCACGAGACACUUGCAGAGAUUGCUGCCAGACCAGGGGCUCGUCACUUCCGUUGUCUGUUUCGUGUGAUGUUUAUGCCCCGCGAUGCCUUUGAUCUUCUCAAUGAGGAGCCAAUGGCGUUUGAGUACUUCUAUAUGCAGUGCUGUAAUGAUGUGGUACAAGAAAAGUUUCCAGAGCUGAAGGGAGAGACAGUGCUGAAGCUUUCUGCACUCCAAAUACAACAACAUGCUAUGCACAACAACACAACUGGCAAAAUUAACAUAAAGGCAAUCGAGAAGGAAUGCGGGCUGGAGAAGUUUGUGCCUUCCACACAGUUAGAGAGUAUGAAAUGCAAGGAUCUGCGUAAACUGCUCAGUCAACAGCUCAAAAUUAACCAGAAUCUGACGCCGCCAGGUCAGAAACAGCUGUCAGCCCUUCAGGCCAAGCUGCAUUAUGUCAAGAUUGUCAGCGAAUUAAAAACCUUUGGUAGCCGUGUCUUCAUGGUCACUCUGUUGGACCAGAAGAUGGAGGCAAUGAUACUAGUUGGGCCAAAGUCAGGGAUUAGCCUCAUCACCAACAUCAAACACUACACCCUCUCCAUGCUGGCUGACUUCAGUAUGAUAGAGAAGAUCAAAGUUUCCAAGGAGAAGGAUAACAACAUGCAGAGGGUAGAGGUCACUGUCAAGGGCAAGGAUGCUGGGAUGUUAAACCUGGGCCUUCUGAAGGAUGAUGUGCAGAACUUUGUUGGAAUCGUGGAGGGAUACUACCGUAUCUUUGUUGAUGCAGGUGCCUGUCUGGUGGAGAAACCUGCCAGUAAACAGACCGGCGACCCUGAUGUGCCCCCCUACACCAGUAAACACAAGGUAAUGACGACUCCCUGGAGCUAUCCCGAGGACAUUGUGUCACAGACUCUUACGGCGCAAAUCACAGAGAAUGAACGCGUUAUUGACCUCUGUCAGGGACCACCUCCUUAUGAUGAUGCACAGAACAUUGACCGCAUCAAAAUUGAACUCGGCAUUAAGAACGGUUCGGAGGUGAUUGAAGACGACACAGUUAUCGACCUUGUGAAGGAGCAAGGAACUGACUUAGAAGAUGGAACAGAGCCAUGUAUUAAUAAAAGUGUCAUAAUAAUAGGCAAGACUCCUGAAAACAAUAACAAGGCCCUCCGUCGACAGGGGGCUCAGGAAGGGGGAGACAUCCCCGACGCAAAGAAACCUAAGACAUCCAUUCCUGAGAUUGGACAGAAUGGACAUGUGUAUCUUAAUGGUGAUAUUUAUGAUGAAAUCCAUGACCAAAAGACAGUUGUCAAUGGCGAUGAGCUCUCUGACACAGACAGUGGGGUGGAGUCAGAGCGAAAGGUAACCCUGGAGGAUCCCCCUACCCCUGAGUCUGGGGGCUCCGUGGGGCAGGGGGACCAAGGAUGUAGUGACACAGACAGCUGGGGCACACCUGCAAAUAGCCCUGCCAAAGGUAGAGCACAGCCAAAAUCACUUCCUAUAUUCGAUGGGGAGAGUUUUGGUCUCCAUAGCCCAGACGUUUUACCUCGGUCUGAGUCGGACUUCCAGGCGAUUGCCUCCAGCUUUGGGUUGCUUAGUCCUGAUAAGAUACCUCCUGGAAUUGAAGAAGGAAUUCUUGAUCCUCGCAUGUUCUCUCAGCGUCAGCUAUACAUUGAUCCAGAUAUUAUUGCUUCAUGUAAAUCUGAAAUGAUUGAUCUAACACUGUUACCUCCACUUGAGGACCCUAACAUGGGAAACACGGUGAGCCAUUUUGGAACCUGGAGCCCGGAGAUGUUACAGAGUCACCUUCACAGCGUGGGUCAAGCUGAAGGUCAUCCACCUCCUUUAGUGAGGUCAGCCAGUGUGGGAGAUACACCCGAUUUCUUCGACGAGGACAUUGAUUUGUUAAUCGCUAAUUUGACAGUACCACCUCCUCCCUCUUCUGUUGGGGAAGGGAAAGUUACACAGGAGGAGGAGGAGGGACAAAGUGAUAUCAAUAUGCCAAUAGAAGAGAGUUUUGCUGACCUUGUCAUCCCCCCUCCCCCAGGGGAGUCGGCCACAGCCAUCCAACAGAUUGCAAUAGUUCCCCCCAUUGAGGGACAAACAGAGACUGAUAUUAAAAUGAGAAAUAUGCAACAUAGACGUUCUAGUUCCCUAGACACAUUUCUCAUUAAGUUUCCAUCAGAGGAGGGUGGAACGGAGUCCUCCACUGACCCACCAGAGGAUGUACCUCCAGAACUACCAGCCUCAUCACCUCCCAAAUUGUCCCCUGACAGAAAUCCUCCAAAUGAGUUGGUCUUACCCAGUGAGGCAUCCCAAACUCUGAAGGACUUUGAAUCACCAGCAUCUGUGUCACAAAGACUGAACACGUUACUGCAAUCUAUGCCAAUUCCAGGAGAGUCUGCCAGCAGAUUCAGUAGAAACACACGGCGCACCUCCUCACUCAAACUGUCACGCAGUGCCUCUGCAGACACUGCUAAUGUUGUACAAGAUGCUAUUAAUUCUGUUGAUGCAGUUGCCAGGAAGUUCGGGAGGAGUAACUCAUUUCAAACACGACAUAAGAGAAGAGAUACGAAUAUUCAUGGAACAUCAACGUCUAGUCAUAAUAAUGGACCAGGAGUUAGCUCCCCUGGCAUGUCACAAGAUCAAAAUUCACGACGUCUACAGAGGACUCGCUCAUUUGAUGUGAAGGCUAACAAGGAGAAUCAUGACAAUGUGUGGUCUGACAGUUCAGGAAGUGACACUAGCGACACACUGGCCUCACUCAAGGCCACUCUUAAGUCCUAUCGAGACUUCCUUCUCAGCAAGUCAAAAGAUUCCUCUCGGACAAAAGACUCGCGGCGAUCUAGUAUCUCAAGUGAUGAAGGAAGUGAAAAAAACAGCAGUUCAUUACACAGGUCAAACUCCUUCACGCUUGGUUGGUUAAAGCGAAGGUCAUCCUUAUCUGGGUCUGAUGAUAAAGGUCGUAGGUCAGGUAGUGAUCUAUCCUUAAAUAAAGAUCAACCAACCAGAAAGAAAGAAGGUGUUGAAGGAACUGACAAAAAGGCACCAGUCUUGAUGAACCAAUUAGCUGUAACGAGGUCAAAGUUGAAAAGUCACUCCGCUUUUUCAGUUCAGCAUUACACAUACCCCCUCCGUGGGAAGGAAGCAGAACACUUAAAAGAACAGAAGGGCAGUAAGAAGACGGGACCAAUGAAAGCUCUUCUGACCGCUUCGGAUGGACAGAUCUCUAGCUCUGAUGAGCGACGACCAUUGGAGCCCCUCCGUCUGUCACUUUACAACAAAUCCGACCCAGUGGAGAUCACUACCAAGGAUGAUUUAUCUCUGUCAGUGACUGAAACAUCGCAGGCCAAGAAGGACCUGAAAGUGAGUCCGUUUGGGACAGUGGGCAGCAUGUGGCGCCCAAUGUCUAUGUCGCGCAGUAGUUCCUCGUCGGACGAGCCUGAAACCCAUACCUACAACAACUUUGACCUUCUCCGAGACUUAUCCUCAGGGAAGUCUUCCAUCAAGCGUACUUCCACCAAAGUAAAACAAGCCCCUGUCCCAGUCCCAGUCUCUUCCCCGUUACGACCUCCCCGUAAAUCUAACCCUGCCCCUUCAGUGUCAUCAUCUGUUUCGUCCUCAUUAUCAUCCUCCCCAACAUCUUCUAUAAAUGGAGAUGGUAAAGACUCCCUGUCUGAGGAAUGUUUUGCUUUAUUACGUGACAAGGUCAGUAAAAAUCAUUCAGACAGUGUUAAACACAUUCUCAAACGGACAUACAGUGUAGAAAGUUUCGCAUGUGCCAACGAGGACUCAGACAAACUCUUGUCAGAAUUGAAACAGACGAUGGAGACUCUGAAGGAAUCCCGCAUUGACCGCCAACCAAUGCAGUUUGGGAUGUGUAAGGAUGAAUUGAUAGGUCAAGUAAAAUUAUUUGUGACAGAUGCCAAGCUUUUGGUCAGUAAUGCAACUCAGACACGAGACAAAAUGGCCAAAAAUCUCAACAAAAGUAUGCACACCCUUGCUAAAAUGUUCCUUCAUUGCCAAGCGACCAUGCUGAUGAUGGAAGCAGUACAUCAAGCACAGCACCUUGGUUUUGAGGUUAUUAAGGUCACCAACGCUUACAAGAGUACAGUGAACGCAGCUCAUGCAGCUGUAGGUAAACCUCUAGGUGACCCUCACAUGCGAUAUCUCAUGCGCCAGGCAACCAACCUAGCAACUCUACUUAGCAACCUACUGAAAACAUUGAAAUCAUUAGAACAAAAAUGAAGCAUAACUUUGUUGUAUUACUGAAAAACUGAUGCAUAAUCUCAAUGUUUAAACUUAAUAGGAUGUUAUUUUUGUACGUAGUAUUGUUGUUAGGGAUCAUGACCAGAGUUCAUGUUAACCACAUGUUAUUGUGUUAAAGCUUAUGACCAAUGGGAUUCUGUUACUAUAUAUAGACUGUGAUAAAAAGCAUUAUAGCCACUUAUGUUCAUUGUUUUCCACAUUCACCGAUACCCUUAAUCAGAGUAUAUCUAACCAAGUACACUCCAAACAUACUAAAGACUCGGAAUACAUUUGGCAGUUAUUGCUGUUUAAAUGUUGAUAACAGCUGGAUCAUUUGUACUGUAGCCAAAGUUCAGUUUUAAAAGGUGUUUAACAAUUGAUAGACAACCAAUCAGGUUGUAUAGCCUCUUUUCUCUCUGCCACUUCAUUAUGUCACAGAUGUUUGGAUACAACAAUUUCAUUACAGACCAGAUCCCAAGUAUUUUAGAAUAUUUUUUAAUUAGAAUCAUAUCAUUAAUACACAUCUAUAUAUAAAGUAUCAAUUUCCAAAAUACUGCUCGAAGAUAUCGGAGAAACUGCUUAAAUAAAAACAUGCUAGACAGAUAUUCAGAAAUUGUUGCUAAUGACUUGCAAAACAAAACAUUACCCAAAGAAUGGGAAAUAAAAAAAUAUUAUAGCAAAAAUAUAUUUUUAGCAAACACUUCUCCUAAACAACAUCUGUAAGACAUUCCAGGGAUUUACGGCUACAUUCCACAGACAUGAGCUGCGUAGAGGUCCUCUUAAUCUCCACUGGUCAAGGAGGCCUUGUCAUAUAUACACGUCUGAUAUUUGCUCACAAUGAACUUUAUGACAUUGGUAUUUUUUCUUUCAGGAGUUUACAUUUACAAACCAUUCUGUAAUUAUAAAGGUUUAAGGGAUCUGUGAUUUUGAGUCAGUUAAUGUCUAUUGAUAUUUCCUGUUCAUAUAUAACGUGACUAAUCCUGAAAUAAAAUAAAGGAAACACCCGUGCUUGAAACAAACUGAUAAAAAACAAUAUGGACCAACUUACUUAUCUUUUAUUUACAAUAUGUUGUAAAAUUAUCCCUUUAAGUAUUAAUGAACAAUCUACAUGUAUAAAGUCCCUUUAAACCUAGCUUUCUCGUAAAUUGAUUUAAGUUAUAUUUCAUACUAUAUUCAACAAGUCAGUGUUUAUGCAAAGUAGCAUUGUGUGAAAGGGAAAUAAGAGAAAUGUCAUUACUGGGUGUCAGUAAACUCUUACAUACUGGGGACAAAUACCAAUUACUGGGUGUGAGCAAGCACUUAAACACUCGUGACAAAUACAAAUUACUGGGUGUCAGCAAGCACUUAAACACUCGGGAUGAAUACAAAUUACUGGGUGUCAGCAAGCACUUCAUCACUGGGGACAAAUACAAAAAUAGUGACUUACAGAAAUAUAUUCUGUUAAGAAUUACUGUUUUAAGACACAAAUGUCAGCUUUUUAGGCAAAGUGUGUAUAAGAUACUGGUUGUGAGGUAUGGUAUGUGUGUAUAAGAUACAUCAAUCUAGUAAAGCUGUUGAGAGAUAUCGACAACGCUGAAACUCACUGACUUUGAUCAGUAUCAAAGGGAAAUAACCAUGCAAUAACUGAAUAUAGAAUUCUUGGGUCAUUAAUUCAUUUUAGCCUUGUAAGUUUUAUUGAGCCACUCCUGGAUUACCUCCCUUAACUACCUUUUCCAAAACUGAUAAUAAAGAAAUGUGUUGAAUGAUAAUUGCGAAAUGAUAAAAAGGUUUUAGAUUUUUUUUUACGCUAUGUAACAUGAGAGCUCACCAAAAUUCUGUCUUUCGGAGGACUUGGUCUCAUCAAAGAUACAAAGAAAACCGUCACAGAGUUGCUAAGAACCGCCAAAAAGACAAAUCCCUGAUAAGAAAUUUGUAUUUUGACAAGUGUUAAAUAUGUUUUUGUUUGUGUCAGGUCUAGAAUAUGUUUCCCUUAUGGUGCUAGCUGUAGUAUUUGUAAGACAAAAGUUUCUAUUUUCGCAAACUUCAACUUUUGUUUCCCUUGUAAUGCCAGCUCUAGAAUAGGUUUCCCUGUUAUUGCCAGCUAGAGGAUUUCAUUUGUUUCCCUGGUGGUGCCAUCUGUGGGAUUAUAUUUCCCAGUGAUGCUAGUUCUAGGAUUUGUUUUCCCGGUGGUUUCAUCGUUUGGAUUUGUCACAGAUGUUUGUAUUUUUGCAAGCAUCCCAUCCUGUAUUUCAGGUAGUGCCAACUCAAGAUUUUUUUUCUUGGUAUUAUAAUGUUGAUUCUAAUAAUAAUAAAGGGAGGUAAUCUGGUAAUAAAAGGGGCUGAUACCAAAGGAUGUUUUCCUAAUAGAAAAGGAGGUAAUCUGGUAGGAUUCAAUUAUUGUUCAUUGCUUUGAGAUUCAUUGACAAGGUCAGAGUUUAAUAGUUAUUCAUUAUUUCAAUAUUAUUGUUCAUUACACAUUAUUAAAUAUGUAUUAUUGUAAUAUAUUAUAUUAUAUAUAACUUAACAAUUUAUUACAGAGAAUAAAAUA